Messenger RNA from Closterium sp. NIES-65, 2952 nucleotides. Lineage: Eukaryota; Viridiplantae; Streptophyta; Zygnematophyceae; Desmidiales; Closteriaceae. The record is from the annotation of a GenBank genome assembly.
AUGAGGAACAAGGAGGGCACACGUGACAUGAGGAACAAGGAGGGCACACGUGACAUGAGGAACAAGGAGGGCACACGUGACAUGAGGAACAAGGAGGGCACACGUGACAUGAGGAACAAGGAGGGCACACGUGACAUGAGGAACAAGGAGGGCACACGUGACAUGAGGAACAAGGAGGGCACACGUGACAUGAGGAACAAGGAGGGCACACGUGACAUGAGGAACAAGGAGGGCACACGUGACAUGAGGAACAAGGAGGGCACACGUGACAUGAGGAACAAGGAGGGCACACGUGACAUGAGGAACAAGGAGGGCACACGUGACAUGAGGAACAAGGAGGGCACACGUGACAUGAGGAACAAGGAGGGCACACGUGACAUGAGGAACAAGGAGGGCACACGUGACAUGAGGAACAAGGAGGGCACACGUGACAUGAGGAACAAGGAGGGCACACGUGACAUGAGGAACAAGGAGGGCACACGUGACAUGAGGAACAAGGAGGGCACACGUGACAUGAGGAACAAGGAGGGCACACGUGACAUGAGGAACAAGGAGGGCACACGUGACAUGAGGAACAAGGAGGGCACACGUGACAUGAGGAACAAGGAGGGCACACGUGACAUGAGGAACAAGGAGGGCACACGUGACAUGAGGAACAAGGAGGGCACACGUGACAUGAGGAACAAGGAGGGCACACGUGACAUGAGGAACAAGGAGGGCACACGUGACAUGAGGAACAAGGAGGGCACACGUGACAUGAGGAACAAGGAGGGCACACGUGACAUGAGGAACAAGGAGGGCACACGUGACAUGAGGAACAAGGAGGGCACACGUGACAUGAGGAACAAGGAGGGCACACGUGACAUGAGGAACAAGGAGGGCACACGUGACAUGAGGAACAAGGAGGGCACACGUGACAUGAGGAACAAGGAGGGCACACGUGACAUGAGGAACAAGGAGGGCACACGUGACAUGAGGAACAAGGAGGGCACACGUGACAUGAGGAACAAGGAGGGCACACGUGACAUGAGGAACAAGGAGGGCACACGUGACAUGAGGAACAAGGAGGGCACACGUGACAUGAGGAACAAGGAGGGCACACGUGACAUGAGGAACAAGGAGGGCACACGUGACAUGAGGAACAAGGAGGGCACACGUGACAUGAGGAACAAGGAGGGCACACGUGACAUGAGGAACAAGGAGGGCACACGUGACAUGAGGAACAAGGAGGGCACACGUGACAUGAGGAACAAGGAGGGCACACGUGACAUGAGGAACAAGGAGGGCACACGUGACAUGAGGAACAAGGAGGGCACACGUGACAUGAGGAACAAGGAGGGCACACGUGACAUGAGGAACAAGGAGGGCACACGUGACAUGAGGAACAAGGAGGGCACACGUGACAUGAGGAACAAGGAGGGCACACGUGACAUGAGGAACAAGGAGGGCACACGUGACAUGAGGAACAAGGAGGGCACACGUGACAUGAGGAACAAGGAGGGCACACGUGACAUGAGGAACAAGGAGGGCACACGUGACAUGAGGAACAAGGAGGGCACACGUGACAUGAGGAACAAGGAGGGCACACGUGACAUGAGGAACAAGGAGGGCACACGUGACAUGAGGAACAAGGAGGGCACACGUGACAUGAGGAACAAGGAGGGCACACGUGACAUGAGGAACAAGGAGGGCACACGUGACAUGAGGAACAAGGAGGGCACACGUGACAUGAGGAACAAGGAGGGCACACGUGACAUGAGGAACAAGGAGGGCACACGUGACAUGAGGAACAAGGAGGGCACACGUGACAUGAGGAACAAGGAGGGCACACGUGACAUGAGGAACAAGGAGGGCACACGUGACAUGAGGAACAAGGAGGGCACACGUGACAUGAGGAACAAGGAGGGCACACGUGACAUGAGGAACAAGGAGGGCACACGUGACAUGAGGAACAAGGAGGGCACACGUGACAUGAGGAACAAGGAGGGCACACGUGACAUGAGGAACAAGGAGGGCACACGUGACAUGAGGAACAAGGAGGGCACACGUGACAUGAGGAACAAGGAGGGCACACGUGACAUGAGGAACAAGGAGGGCACACGUGACAUGAGGAACAAGGAGGGCACACGUGACAUGAGGAACAAGGAGGGCACACGUGACAUGAGGAACAAGGAGGGCACACGUGACAUGAGGAACAAGGAGGGCACACGUGACAUGAGGAACAAGGAGGGCACACGUGACAUGAGGAACAAGGAGGGCACACGUGACAUGAGGAACAAGGAGGGCACACGGGACAAGGAGGGCACACGUGACAUGAGGAACAAGGAGGGCACACGUGACAUGGGGAACAAGGAGGGCACACGUGACAUGAGGGACAAGGAGGGCACACGUGACAUGAGGAACAAGGAGGGCACACGUGACAUGGGGAACAAGGAGGGCACACGUGACAUGAGGAACAAGGAGGGCACACGUGACAUGAGGAACAAGGAGGGCACACGUGACAUGAGGAACAAGGAGGGCACACGUGACAUGAGGAACAAGGAGGGCACACGUGACAUGAGGAACAAGGAGGGCACACGUGACAUGAGGAACAAGGAGGGCACACGUGACAAGGAGGGCACACGUGACAAGGAGGGCACACGUGACAAGGAGGGCACACGUGACAAGGAGGGCACACGUGACAAGGAGGGCACACGUGACAAGGAGGGCACACGUGACAAGGAGGGCACACGUGACAAGGAGGGCACACGUGACAAGGAGGGCACACGUGACAAGGAGGGCACACGUGACAAGGAGGGCACACGUGACAAGGAGGGCACACGUGACAAGGAGGGCACACGUGACAUGGGGAACAAGGAGGGCACACUACACAUGGGGAACAAGGAGGGCACACUACACAUGAGCAUUGGCAGAGAAGUGGCAGAGAGAGGUGGGCGGUGGGCGGCGCACUGA